UCUCCAUUGAUUUCUACCGUGUUUUUCUUUAAAAUGCCAUUAAAAGAUAACUUCUCUCCUGUUGGGUCAACAAAAAUACUGACCUUUUCUAUCAAAGUGUUUUCUUCUCUGGUUUACAGCGACAGUGACAGCGACCAUAAUAACUUAUGGUCCCCCUACCUUAAAGAAUCUUAUUUUCUCUCAUUUACUGUCUAAGGUGCCUGGAAGGGAAAGGUCAGCCACACAAGGAUUGCCAAAAUGAGUGACACCACUACUCUGGCUCCUCCAGCUUCAAGCCAGGGUCCCACCACCCCACGCAAAGGUCCCCCGAAGUUCAAGCAGAGGCAAACUCGCCAGUUCAAAAGCAAACCUCCUAAGAAAGGUGUGAAAGGGUUUGGAGAUGACAUCCCAGGCAUGGAGGGGCUAGGAACAGAUAUCACGGUGAUUUGUCCCUGGGAAGCUUUCAGUCACCUGGAAUUACAUGAGCUGGCUCAGUUUGGGAUUAUCUGA
Molecule: messenger RNA, 489 nt
Organism: Trichechus manatus latirostris (Florida manatee)
Lineage: Eukaryota; Metazoa; Chordata; Mammalia; Sirenia; Trichechidae
Gene: PDE6H
Product: phosphodiesterase 6H
Exons: 3
Coding region: 238-489 (83 amino acids)
Biological process (GO): positive regulation of epidermal growth factor receptor signaling pathway; visual perception; positive regulation of G protein-coupled receptor signaling pathway
Cellular component (GO): photoreceptor outer segment membrane
Molecular function (GO): 3',5'-cyclic-nucleotide phosphodiesterase activity; cGMP binding
Source: RefSeq, a predicted model, not a curated record